UUCGGUUGGGCCGCACGCGUUUGAUUCUCGAAUCUUGUGAUCGAUAAACAAUUAAGAUUUUAUACGUCACCAAGUUUUAAUCCGAACGUUAAAGUGUACAGUGCAAAAACAAAUGUUUCGUGCUUAAACACUUGGACUUCCAAGGUUGAAUGUGUUAAAGUGAAAAAAAAUUGGAGAAUCGCGAAUGUUUUGAUAUCGUCACGCUUGUUGAUUGUUUUUUAUCGUUCGGUAAAUGCUAUUGGAGUUAACUUUAAUCUAAUUGUGAAAUGUGUACAGAAGAGAACAGUGUGCGGUUCAAUUCGAAAAGUUAAGUGUCAAAAAUUUACAAUGAUACAUUACUGAAAUUAAAACAAAAAAAUUGGAAUAAAUCGGUGGUCGAUAUAAUUAUUAAUAGUUCAAAGUGGCGAAGUCCGAGUCUCGUGUUGUGUUAGUGGGUGAAGGUGACAGCGAUGGAUGCUGUUGUCCUGGCAUGAGGAUCAGUGAUAUUGGUGGAGUUCUCCUUGAAGCUGCAAAGCUAACAAGGUCCUGGUUCUGUCAAAGGCCUGAUUACGGCUUCUCCCAAAAAGUCGACGAAGAGGAGGGUGGUGGUGGGGUGGCGUUACAUCCACCGGACGGAUUUUACUCUCAUCAGCACAGCAUACACAGCGGACACCAUGCUCAUCAAUCGGAGCCUGACCGGGGCUAUAUGGAGGGCAAUCGAUAUGUCACAGCUGUACACCGACCGUUACCUGCACUAAAUCACUCCAACUCGUCAUGCUCGUCGGCGUCCAACGCGUCGACGGGCGCGGGUCUAUGCGCGGGCGCAGCGGAACCUGCGCCGCCGCUGUACAUCGCCGCACCGCCAGAGGGCUUCGGGCUGGCUGUUCAUACCAACAGACGGGGCACAGACGUUGGAAUCAUUGGCACGGCAGGAAUAACGCAAAAAGAUCCUAGUUUGCCACAAAAACGGGGCAAAUUGACCCGAGGUCGCUAUGAAAUGUCCCAAGAUCUACUGGACAAACAAGUCGAAAUAUUGGAAAGGCGAUACGGAGGGCUCAGGGCUAGGAGAGCAGCGGUGACGAUACAGAGGGCCUUCAGGAGGAGGCAACUUUUGAAAAAGUUCAGCGCGAUCACAGCUAUGGCGAAGGCCGCCGACUCGAAUGCGAGGAGACUCCAAGAUGGCUCCGACCAUCUACUUGUAAACGGCAAUGACAUCUACGCGAACACGCUAAUGCAGAAAAGUCCGGGCAGCGCUGAGAAAGUACUCGCGCUAUCGAGACCGAUGCGUUCCAUGUCUUUACGCGAAAGGCAUGAUAUUGACAUGAGCAAUCACAUGCCGCUGGACCCUCAAAGCGAAGUGGAGGCGAUGGUGGCCCGCGUGCAGCAGUCGGCGCACCAGAUCCACAUGAUAGCCUCCGAGAUACCGCCGCAUCACCGCGGCGACGCUGACAGCGGGGUAUGUAGCUGUUCAGUGAGCGGCUCCGUGACGAAUAUCUCAACUUCCUCAUCCCACAAUGAAUCUCUACACAACCAUCAAUUGUUAAAUAAUUCAGGUCCCAUAUACGGUAACCUGCUUUCGUCAGGCGGUAAGCCGCUGUCAUCACCCACCGCUCGUCAGCAACAGCAGCUCGCCGCGAUACAAGCAGCCAACGCGAGACGGCAUCCACCUGAAGUACCAAAGAGGACCAGCAGCAUAACACUCAACGCGGAGAGCCCGGUGUCGCUGCGGCGCGCGGAGUGCGUGGGCGCGGUGGUGCGCGGCGGCUCCAUGUCGUCCGUGCAAUCGUCGUCGUCCUCCUCCUCGCAGGAGCACCGCCACCACUACCACCAGCCCUACCAGCCGAGGGCGCCCGAGCCUCAUAUCCACAUCCAAGAGCAGCAGUUCCAGCAACACGCGCGCACGGCGUCGGGCACGCUGUACGAGGGGGAACGGUACGCGGUGUGGAAGAGGCAGGAGGCCCCGCCCUACUACGAGGCUCCUCCCCCCGCCACCUGCUGCCGACCGCAGCACGACCACCACCCGCAUACGCACCAACAGCCUCUUAAAGUAUCAGAAACAGUCCGUAAACGUCAAUAUCGAGUCGGAUUGAACUUGUUCAAUAAGAAACCGGAGCGCGGUAUAGCUUACCUGAUCUCCCGCGGGUUCCUCGAGAACUCUCCCCGAGGAGUCGCCAGGUUCCUCAUCACGAGGAAGGGUCUCAGCAAGCAGAUGAUUGGGGAGUACUUGGGAAAUUUGCAGAGUCAGUUCAACAUGGCUGUUUUAGAAUGUUUCGUGAACGAGCUCGAUCUGUCCGGCAUGGCAGUCGACGUCGCUCUACGUCGAUACCAAGCGCACUUCCGCUUACCGGGCGAGGCGCAGAAGAUAGAACGACUCGUCGAGGCCUUCGCUAGAAGAUACUGUGUUUGCAAUACUGACUUUGUGCAGAGACUGCGUACACAGGAUACGAUAUUCGUGCUAGCGUUCGCAAUAAUAAUGCUUAACACGGAUCUACACACUCCGAACCUCAAGCCCGAGGCUCGCAUGUCCCUCGACGACUUCGUGCGCAACCUGCGCGGUAUCGACGACUGCGGAGACAUCGACCGGGACAUGCUGGCCGGGAUCUACGACCGGGUGAAGGCCAGCGAGUUCCGGCCGGGGAGCGACCACGUCACUCAGGUGAUGAAAGUACAAGCUACCAUCGUCGGUAAGAAGCCUCACUUGGCUCUGCCGCACCGUCGCCUGGUCUGCUACUGUCGGCUCUAUGAAAUACCCGACAUACAUAAGAAGGAACGUCCUGGAGUCCACCAGAGAGAGGUGUUCCUCUUCAAUGAUCUACUUGUUAUAACGAAGAUCUUCAGCAAGAAGAAGUCGUCUGUGACGUACACGUUCAGGCAAUCGUUCCCGCUUUGCGGCAUGCUCGUCAACCUCUUCUCUGUACCACAUUAUCCAUUCGGUAUACGUCUGUCUCGUCGCGUCGACGGUCGCCGACUGGCGACGUUCAAUGCGCGCAACGAACACGACCGGUGCAAGUUCGCGGAGGACCUUCGGGAGAGUGUUGCCGAGAUGGACGAGAUGGAGGCCAUGAGGAUCGAAGCCGAACUCAACCGCGGGAAGGGGAGGAACACGGGAAACGCUUCCAGGAAUGUGAUGGAGAAUCGAGAUAGUGGAGUGGCGGACGUCGAAAUCGAUCACCAACAAUGCAUGGACCAUGUGCAUGUCCACGGCGUUGUGGUACCCCCACCACCAUCUUGUCCAGCCCCGUCAGCGCCGUCACGACUGUCGCAGAACCCACCGCCGACAAGCAUCAUCAAGCGGAACGUACUUAGCAACUCGCUCGUCGACAUCAAUGACCCCGUGGCUCUCGCAGCGGAGCGCCUGCAGCGUCGGGGCUCAGUGGGCUCGCUGGACAGCGGCAUGUCGGUGUCGUUCCAGCAGGGCAGCCGCACGGCGCUGCACGCCACCUCGCCCCGACACCCCCCCGAGCAGCGCUCCCCCGGUCGAUUGUUCGGAGGCAUAUUUCCUGGUCGUCAACGGAAAUUGAGUGCAUCAGGCGUCCCGGACACUAAGCAAGGACAAGUCGGGAAGAGCACAGAGGUUUAAAGAUCAGGAAUCGAUUUUAAAUCGAUUAUUUAACAAUUUCUUCUAAACCUUAAAAUCCCCGAAGGAUUUAUUUAAAAAAAAAAGCAUAUUUGCAUUCAGGUUUAAUUUUGGGAAUAUCUUUGAACUAUUGUGAAUUCAGAAUGCUUUUUUCUAAUCGAUUAUAAUCGAAUAAGCGUUGCAUACGAUUGCUAUCUGAUUUUAUAUCUUGCUAUUUAUAUUGUAACCGGAUAGACGUUUUUGAUAUUAGCUAGUUCGGGUUUUCUUAAGUGCCAUCUUUUACGAUAAUUUCGAAUCCCUUUGAAACGGGAGUAGACUUUAUUUAAGUGCAUUACAUAAAUCUUAAUAUUUGCAAUUAUUCGAUAUUAUUAAGGGCGAAUAAUUGAAUUAUAAAUUAUACGAAAUAUGUUUCGUAUCUCGGUUAAUGGAUUUUGGACAUCUUUCGAUAGUUGUGAGAGGACUUUAGGAGUAUUGUAAGGUGGAAGUUGAUGAUUCAGGGUAUAAUGGGGGCGGGAAACAGUUUAUUAAAUGUUUUCAUUAUACUAGACGUGCCAAUGAUAUAUUACUAUCAUUCGACUUUACAUUAUUAUAAUUCAUCGAUACAUAAUAUUGACAUAAUUCUCUUGAAUUUUUUCAUACGUAGACUCUUUCGUAAUAUAAGAUUUAAUUUUUAAAUAUUGCGGAAAGAGGUUUAUUCGGAUUUAACAACGAAAUAUAACGGAUUAUAUAAGAUUUUUGGGGCCACGUAUUCGGGAAGGUUUUCUAGAAAUUUAAUUAUUUUCUGAAAACUUUUGGACGGUAGAUGUGGUUUAAGAUAUCGCUGAGACACAGGGUUAAGUAACCAAAAUUCGAUACGAUUGUUUUGCAUUGAACUAAUUACAUUAUUGAGAACAUAGUUUAGAUAAAAGUAUUUCGAAAAUUGUAUUCAGUGAUUAUUUAAAAUUACGAUCAUUAAACGUAUAAUCCAUUGCACGUUACCAGCCAAGAAGUAUUAAAGAUUCGUUUGAUAAAAAAAAAAAGUUAAUGUAAAAUCAAAGAAUUUUAUCUUUUUUUAGAAUAGUUGUAAAUACGUUCAGAAUAUAGGAUACCAUAGAUAAUGUAUAAACAUCACAUUAUUCUUAAUAUUUCUUUCGGCACAAGGCAUUUUAUUAUAACGCAUAAAUUAUAUAAAAAAAAAUAUAUACGGUUUAUUGUUGAAAAGUUAUAGAUAUACAUUCUUCAAUAAAAUAUAAGCUUUUGGCGAUUAAAGCCGUACAAAUUCAUUUCUAUAGAGUUUUUAAAAACCUUUAUUCUAUCGAAUCCUGGUCGGGUUCUGUCCAUAGAUUUAUCCUACGCCAAAUAAAAUUUCUUGUCCAUUUAGAUAAAAAAAAAAAAAAUGUGUCCUAUAUUGAUUAUCUUUAUAUUGACAAUAAAACACCUAUCGUUUAUUCAAAGUUUGCCCGUUUAUUUGAUAUACAAAUACUUUAUUUCGUGAAUUAAACUUAUAUUAAUAAAAAUAUUCGCGUAACCCAAAAAAUCUCCAUUUCCUUGGUUCAAAAUUAAUUACUGUAUUUAUUGGAAUAUUAAUUCCGUCUUGAAUUCCUCAAUAUUUCCUCCUAAAUAAAUUUAAGUUGUGUUGUUACCAGACUUUCUUGUAUUACCAUUUUUAUAUUUAAUAAGAAUGCUUUAUUUUUAUUAUAAUAUUCUUUUUCUUUCGAAUAUUUUCUAAAUUAUUUAAAUUUAAUUACCAAAUCUUUCUCAGAUAUUGAUGUCUUAAUACAUUAAAUAUUUUCAUCAGUUUUAAUCCCUCAAAUUUCCCUUUUAAAACCUUCUUAAAACUUUGCUUGUCUUUCUUGAGAACGAUGGUUAGUUUAAAUUGUUGUUCUGACAUAACCAUAUCUAGAACUAAGCGGGUAGGAGAGAAUUAAGCAAAUUUGCUAAUAUUUAAUGUGAAUUUGUCAUCUUUGAGAUCGACUGAAAAAUUUGUACUCCCACUUUUAAAGUUUUCUAUAUUAAUUAGUUAAUAAUGUUGACUUUGUAUCGAUUAUGUAGGCUUGUUGUUUCUACUGAUUGAUACGUGGGUAGAUAGACAAAUAAUUGACUUGUUGACUUGGAUUUUGACUCUUAUUUCGAGCGUGUUAAGGUACGGGUGAUGAAGAGGAUGUUAAGGGGAAUGUACUUAGGAUCUAUGGUAAAUUGUUUGAAUGAUAAUAUUGAUAAAACUUACUAUUACUAGAUACAUGAUUAUUCGUAUCGUUGCCUUGAUUUUCUUUUAAACUUUGUCAUAUUUUCUUACUUUUAUUACUUUUCAAUUGAAUUAAUUACAUUUUUCACAAUUAAUGAGGCUUUUUUUUUGUUAAAAUUCACUUAAAAAGAACGCUACUAUUUUCUUCUUUGUGAUUUUUUCUCCUUGUCUUUGUACAAAAGUACGAUAGCGUAUACGUACCGUACAAAUCUGAAUGUUCUGUCCAAUAAAAUUAUUGUACUGUUGAAUCUCCAUUAUUAAUCGUAUAUUGUAAGUUUUUAUUUCAAAUUUAAUAAUGUAAGAGGUUUAAUUGGUCACAAGGAUUUUGCAAAAUAUUUAAACCAAUGAAAUUUCUUUUACAUUUAUGCUUACAGUAUUUUAGAGAAAUUUGUUUUGUUGUCGUUUGGUAUGGUUGACAGUAACUAAUGAUAUAUGUAUUUUUUUUUUUUCAAAUAUAUUAUAAAUAAUACUAAAAGCAGAAAUAGUAAAAUUUUUGGGGCUGAUUGAAUCUCGUAUGAAUAAAAAAAUCCAUGUUUGUGCUAUUUCUAAUCUUAGAGUAAUGCAUUAAUAUAAAAGGAAUUGAUCACUUGUUUUGUCGUUGGAUUUUGAACUAUAUUAUAACGUAAUAACUUUUAAUAUUGUGUGCGAGGUUUGUUUGUGAUGACUUCGUGUACGUAUUUCAAGCGAGAUGCGUUUUACCUAUUGAAGAUAACUGAGUUUGUACGCUUUCUUGCGUUUUAAAUACAAAACUGAAAUAUUUCGUUUUUUCAGUAUGGCGUCAAAUGCGUCCAUUAAUCAUUAACCACGUACUCUUUCAAUGGAUUAUUUAUACGUUUAAAAAUAUUUAAGACUGGAAACUUUUAUUUUUAAAUUGUCAGGUGAUUAUUUGUAAAACUUUAAAAAAAAAACUAUGUCAUUCGUAUUUGGAACGCAUCUAAAGUUUGUGUGGAAUGGUCUUUGUAUUGCUUUUGUAAAUUUCGCUUGAAGCCAAAGAUGUAUUUUUGAUUGUGUUCACAUAAUAUUCCAAUGAACGUGUGUUUUUUUUUCGUUAAAUUGUAUAUUUUUUCCAAAGUUGAUUUGUUUGAUGAAUCAAAACGAGAAGUGAAUUUAUGUUAUCUGUAAUUUUAUAAAUUAGGUCCAUGUCACAUUAAGCUGAAGUAUACAUUAAAUGAUAAUAAAAUAUAUCGACUAACAUUAUUUACAUGGAAACUAAUUUUAAAAACAAUACAGAUUCUAUUGAAGAUGAACUUAGUGUGACGUGGGACUUGAUAAUUAGUUUGAAAGUUUAUUUUUCUGUAAUAUAAACCAUACUAACUUAUAUAACUUGUAUGUAUAUUUUAGAGUUUGUCUAAUAUAUAUAUUUUUAGUUGGUAAUUGUUAUUAUGUAGUAUUAAGCAAUAAACGCGUUCGGCGUCUCCCUGUACGUCUGAACGUUGUAUCAUAAUGUUGUUGAGAGUUGCUACAACUAAGUCACUUACAUUAGUUUUAUUUAAAAAAAAAACAUGAAUAUGUAUUUAUUUAUUAAAUAUGAAUUAACAUUCA
Vanessa atalanta (red admiral) is the source of this 7322-nucleotide messenger RNA. RefSeq names its product IQ motif and SEC7 domain-containing protein 2 (gene siz). The coding region runs from base 470 to 3559 and encodes 1029 amino acids. NCBI's taxonomy places the organism in Eukaryota, Metazoa, Arthropoda, Insecta, Lepidoptera, Nymphalidae. Gene Ontology annotation, biological process: regulation of ARF protein signal transduction; actin cytoskeleton organization. The record is from RefSeq and is a predicted model, not a curated record. The transcript has 22 exons. Gene Ontology annotation, molecular function: guanyl-nucleotide exchange factor activity.